Mercurialis annua (annual mercury) is the source of this 1371-nucleotide messenger RNA. RefSeq lists its product as uncharacterized. The coding region runs from base 63 to 1058 and encodes 331 amino acids. The transcript is spliced from 3 exons. NCBI's taxonomy places the organism in Eukaryota, Viridiplantae, Streptophyta, Magnoliopsida, Malpighiales, Euphorbiaceae. The record is from RefSeq and is a predicted model, not a curated record.
CUGCAUUUUCUUUAAUUCGGCAGAAUCCAAAGAAACAGUAAAAGAUUAAAAAUUUCAAGAAAAUGAGUGAACAAAAUCAAGAACCUGAAACCACCGCCGUUACCCAACUCCCUGAAGAAUCAAUCGAUUUCCACCUUCUCCGCCUUGAUUCCACCCCCACAACCACCGCCACUCACUUCCACACUCCAUGCACUGCAUGCGGCUGCUCCGGCGCCGCUUCUUGCAAUUUCCCGACCAUCUCUUCCAAUAACAAACGCCGCUCUCCUGACCAGCCAACUACUUCCCUUUUCUUGGACCCAUCUUCACUCCAAGAUCAUCAAAUCCCGAAAAAACCAAAGAAACUGUUUCUUGAUAAUCCACCACUUCAAGAAACCAAAGAAACCGUUCCCAUUUCACUCCGUGGUUUCACCAAGAUUACACUCCCUUGCAUCUCCCCUCCUCUCCUCCGCCGUUGCCACUCCGAUCCACCGACGGCCCACCACUUGGAAUCUUUUUCCGGGUUCGGUGCCAACGCUAAUCAUUUAACUACUCCCCCACAAUCUCCACCAGACAAUGUUAAAAUGAUGGCAGGUGGAAAUUCUGCUGAUACUAAUACUGAUUCCGGUUCCGGUGCCAGUGCCGGUGCCGGUGCUACAACUCCUGCUUCUAAGACACCGGUAACUGCUUCUCUGCCUCCACGGCCACCGCUGCUCAGGAGGACCGUUUCUGAACCUUCUCCUGAUAAGAGCCUUUCUAGAACUUCUAGUUCUACUGAUUAUGCUUAUGCUGCUGAUUCCAUCCCUAAUUAUCAGUUGAUGAAGAGGAUGAGAGAUUACACUAAGGAGAUGAAUCAGUGGUGGGAUCAAUUUCUGCCUGAUCAAGACACCGGCGAGAAGCACGAAGAAGAAAAUAUCACUCAACAUGCUAAUGCAAAAAAGGCGGAUUUGGUUACGGAUUUUGAAGAAGCUGUGAAUGUGGAAAAGACCGGAGAGUGCUUGACCGUCCACUUUAAGUGUCCGUGCAGCAAAGGCUAUAAGAUUCUUCUCGACGGUAAAAGCUGUUACUACAGGCUCAUGUAGAUGGAAGAUACCGGCUCCUAAACGAGUCCUUCAUUCUUUGCUGAAAAACAUUUCAUUUACCGUGUCUACUCGCUCAUUCGAUAAUCUUUUUCGUGUUUCUGUAGGUUCCCGUCUUAUGCUUAAGUACAAUAUUUAGGUCAGAAUAAAUUCUGUUGUAGUAAUUGCAUAUAGUUCUUUGUUGGAUUGUGUAGUUAAGGAAUGUUAGCUUAGAUGAAUCUCAUAUUCUAGUAGUAGUAGGAAGUUAAAAACAAAAUCAAUGAACUGCAAUGUGUAAAAAGUUACAUACUUUGAAUGGAUCAUAUUUUGAAGGUUC